Molecule: messenger RNA, 2157 nt
Organism: Chara braunii
Lineage: Eukaryota; Viridiplantae; Streptophyta; Charophyceae; Charales; Characeae
Source: the annotation of a GenBank genome assembly
AGAGAGAGAGAGAGAGAGAGAGAGAGAGAGAGAGAGAGAGAGAGAGAGAGAGAGAGAGAGAGAUCUUUCCCUUUGUACGGACGCUCGCACAAACAUCAUCUGAGAGAGAGAGAGAGAGAGAGAGAGAGAGAGAGAGGCGCCGGCAUGCCCGGCAGCUCCGGCUAGCUCACAUGAGGCUCCUAUCGUGGUAGGAGCUAUGGAAGACAGCAAGCAGAGAGGAGAGGGGAACAAGAGUGGCCCAGUCCUGGGGAUUGAUCUGGGGACCUCGUUCUGCGCUGUGGCAGUCUGCACGAAGAAUGGCGUCGAGGUCGUUCCGUCCAGUCAAGGUCAGCGAACCGUUCCAUCGUACGUUGCCUUCCCUCCAACGGGAGUUCUUGUCGGGGAAACUGCGAGGCAGCACGGGUUGAGCUCACCGGAGGAUUGCGUGUACGAGAUUAAGCGGCUGAUGGGGCGGUCCUUCCUGGACCCACGCGUUCAGGAGAAGAGCAAGAUGUGGCCGUUCACGCUAGUGUCGGGUCCGCGCAAUGGAGUACUCAUCCAGCUUCCCAGUGGUCGGGUGAUUGAGCCGGAGGAGGCGUCUGCCAUCUUGCUGAAGGAGAUGAAGCGGAUUGCCCAGGAUUACGUUGGCGGCGGCGGCGUGGAAAUCAAGGAUGCGGUCAUCACGGUUCCCGCCUAUUUCAACGACAGUCAGCGGCAAGCGACGAGGGCGGCAGGACAGCGCGCCGGUCUCCAUGUCCUGCGACUGGUGAGCGAACCGACGGCGGCGGCUAUGGCGUACUGGCAUCAACGAAAAUUAGGCUUCCGAUGCGACGGGAAGAAGAUAAUGGUCUUCGAUCUGGGCGGGGGAACCCUCGAUGUGUCUAUUAUCACGAUGAAGCGUAGGGAGGACGACUGGUAUGACUGCCAAGUGAAUAUGGUAGAGGGGGAUCAGCACCUAGGGGGUGCCGAUUUCGACAACAGGAUAAUACAGCAUGUGACGAAGGCGUUUAAGGAGAAGAACCAGCACGAUAUCCUUCAGGACAAGAAGGCGCUGGCGGGUCUCAAAGCGCUGGCUGCAAACAGGAAGCACAUUCUUUCCGCGGACGAAGACACGGACAUCUGUUUGUACCGCCCCAGCGGAGAGCUCCGCAUGCCGUUAGAGAGGGUUACGUUCGAGCAGCUGAACGAAGAUCUCUUCUCCACGUGUAUGCAUGUUGUCGAGAAGGCACUCGAUAACGCGAAAAUGAGGAAGGCGGAUAUCGCCGAGGUUGUCUUGGCGGGAGGAUCGACUCGGAUUCCCAAGGUGAGGGAGCUGCUGGCGCGGUAUUUUGGAAAAGCCCCCGUGAUGACGGUGCAUCCCGACGAAGUUGUGGCAUAUGGGGCGGCGGUUUACGCAUCGAUCCUCAGUCAGAGCGUCCCCCCUCACAGCAAGCUGGAGCUCCCGGACAUGCCGAUGCACGUCAUCGACGUGACACCGUUCAGCAUAGGCGUCGAACUCGCGUCGGACGAGCUAGGCGUUUUGAUCGCCAAGAACACGCCUCUUCCCGCCAAAGCGGAGAAGAUGUUCUUGUUGUCGCACGACUACCAGACGAGCAUGCGCUUCACGAUGUACGAAGGCGAGCACGCGUUGUGUAGCCAUAAUCGACAUUUGGGCGAGCUCAAGCUGACGGGAUUCAAGCCAUCGCUUGCGGACGGCACGCCGGUGACACGUGUCAUCAUCUCAGUGGAUCGGGACGGCAUCGUUGAGGUUUCGGCUGAAGCAACUGGAAAUCAUAGCAAGCCGGGAAAGACAGCGAUGGCGUCCUUCGUGGGCACGUUCGACAAGGAGAGCGCUCACAGCAUGUUUCGUCCUCCACCGUCGGAUAUUGACGAUGCGGCGAUCAAGGCGGCUUUCAAUGCACGGCGCCAUUUACAACAAGCGGCGUGGAGGAUGAGGGGAAGCACCCCGCCUCCGCGAGAGUCGGCAAUGAACAGAAUUAAUGAAGUUCUCGAGUCGCUCCGCCUUGAGAGUCGUGUCCAGACCGUCAAUGAAUACCACAAACUUCUCCUUGACCUGAAGCAGCUUGGCCUGUAAAACCUGCUUCAGCACAAGGAGAUGGAUAUCGAAUGACAUCUCGGUUCCAGUUGUCCUCCGACUGCUCCUUGCUACUGCCAUCCCUUACACUUGCGCCUUUUCAC